This is a messenger RNA of Ceratina calcarata, 958 nucleotides long. RefSeq lists its product as uncharacterized. The transcript is spliced from 2 exons. NCBI's taxonomy places the organism in Eukaryota, Metazoa, Arthropoda, Insecta, Hymenoptera, Apidae. Bases 425 to 958 code for a protein of 177 amino acids. The record is from RefSeq and is a predicted model, not a curated record.
UCUCUAUUGAGUAUGAAGAAUUAUUUCCCGAGAUCUCCUGAGUUUUACACUCUUUUUACGAUCCACAACACUAAAAAAAUAGGACAGCAGUGAAAGAACGCUCGGGAAAAAAAAAAAAUAAAACUCAGAGAUAACUUCGCAAUUUUCCUUCAUAAUUCAAACAAAGUCAAGUUCAUAACAAGUGUGCGGGAAUGAAGGCCAGUUCUAAUUAAUCCUACUUUAUCCACACUGGAAAAUAUCCACGAGAGACACGAGAAACAAAGGAAAAGCCAAGAGUGAAGGCUCCUGAAUUUAUUGAAAUUCGGAAUCGACGCGUUAUGGGUCGAGAGAGAGCAGAGCGCGAAAUUUGUUCGAUGCGUGUCGCGUCGGGAAAAUCGAGAGGGGUCAAAUAGUAGCUAUGUAAACGAGAAAAGGAACCCGAGGAAUGUAUCUAGAAUCAAACAUGAAAAAUCGUAUGUCGAACGCGUCGCAAAAGUUCGUCGAAUUCUUUGCACAAGUCGCCUGUUGGUUAUGGGAGACCAUCGAAAAGUUAUUGGACAUCAUUCUCGAUUUCUUGGCCAGGAUAAUCGAGCUGAUACUAGCGGUGAUGAACCUGAUUUUCCAGGUGAUCUGCUUCCUAAGGGAUCUCUGGUUCGAGGCCAUGCAAACGUUCGCGAAUGUCUUUCGGGGGAUCGUUAACGUUGUCAGCAAUAUCAGCUGCGAAGAGGUCGAGGAUUUCGCCUCUGCCUGCAUCGUCGUUAUACUUUGGUUCGGAGUAUUUAAGGUCGUCAAAAACUUAUUCCAAAACUCUCGGAUAGCUGCAUACCUUUAUCCAGAAGCGGCUUCCGAUAUAAAUAAUAAUAAAGUAGAGAGAUUCGGGCUUGAAGUUUGUUCGCCCUGUGGUCAGAGGAGGACAGGGAGAAGGGUGAAUCGACGUAAUGGAAAACGAUUUCGAGCCGAUCCCAAGGAAAAUGACUAG